ACAACACACAACCCAACACACACAAACACAACCCAACACACACACACGCACGUCUCUGACAUCAACAACAACAUUAACAACAACAUCAACAACAACAACAUCAACAACAACAUCAACAACAUCGGAGGCCGCGUUCACCAUCGCCGCGUGUGCACGAAUUGCGGCGCUCAUUCACAGAGUGGGGGGGUGGGAGUCAUGGACGAGGAGACGAUCAUCACCCUCAUCAGGGACGAGUGCGACGUGGCGGGCACGGGCUACGUGGGUCUGGAGGCUCUAUGCCGCGCGCUCCGAGCGUGGCUGCCCGACCUGGAGCCUGCCAAGCUGGCCCUGCUGCUCGCCCUGUCGGCGCGGGAUGGCACCAUCUCCUACCGUGACUUCGUGCACCUGCUGCACACGCGACGCUCCAGCAGCUUCAUGCGUGCGGUGACCGUUGGGCGCCGCCGCCGCCGCCGCCGCCGCCGCCCGCGGCGCGCCGCUCGCCGCCUGCUGCUGCCGCUGCUGGCGGCCGCCACGCUCGUGGUGCCGGCCCGGCGGGCACGCUUCGUCGCCUCCUACUCCUGCCGCCCGCCGGCCCUCGCCAUGCUCGCCCUCAGCGUCACGCAGGUGUGCGUGUACGCGUACUGCGCGAUGCGUCUCCACGCGUGGCUCCUCCAGACGGCGAACCCCGACUACCUCCUCCUGCCGCUCGUCUACAGCCCCCAGCAUCGACAGCAGCUCUGGAGGCUGCUCACUUACGCGCUGGUGCACUCUGGGCUGGCACACGUGGCCUUCAACGUGUCGCUGCAGCUGCUGCUGGGGGUGCCGCUGGAGAUGGCGCACGGCACGGUGCCUGUGCUGGCGCUCUACCUGGCCGGGGUGCUUGCAGGUUCCCUAGUGUCGUCCGUCAUCGACAUGUCUGCGCCGCUGGUGGGAGCGUCCGGGGGAGUGUACGCUCUGCUGUCCGCACACUUCACCAAUGUCGUGCUGCACUGGUCGGAUGUUUCCUGCACCGCCAAACCUUUGUUCCUCGCCAUUGCCGUGCUGGGCAUGAGUGCUGAGGUUGGCCGCGCCGUGUGGUGCCGCUUCUCGGCCGCCGUGCCCCCCCAGCCGGGCUUCGCCGGCCACGUGGCCGGCUCGCUGCUGGGCAUCACGCUGGGCGCAGCGGCGCUGGGCGGCGGCGCCCGCCGGUGCCCCCUCCUCCCCUGCCUCCACCGGCGCCGGCACCGGCGCCACCGCAACCCGGACGAGGGCGACGAGGAGGAGGAGGACGACGAGGAGGACGACGAAGCGGAGGACGAGGUGGACGACAACGGAGCUCGGCCAUUCGCGGGUGACCACGAGACUGCCGUGCGCGCCGUAGCCGCGCUGCUCGCGACGACGACGCUGCUGCUGCUGCUGCCGCCGCGGGAGAACGCACGCGGCGCCGUUCUCGUCCUCCGUCUCGUCUCCCCCGUGUGA
Messenger RNA from Petromyzon marinus (sea lamprey), 1437 nucleotides. The record is from RefSeq and is a predicted model, not a curated record. Lineage: Eukaryota; Metazoa; Chordata; Hyperoartia; Petromyzontiformes; Petromyzontidae.